This is a messenger RNA of Verticillium dahliae VdLs.17, 993 nucleotides long. RefSeq lists its product as uncharacterized. The transcript has a single exon. NCBI's taxonomy places the organism in Eukaryota, Fungi, Ascomycota, Sordariomycetes, Glomerellales, Plectosphaerellaceae. The coding region runs from base 1 to 993 and encodes 330 amino acids. The record is from RefSeq and is a predicted model, not a curated record.
AUGCCUUCUUUCCUUUCGGCCGCUCUUCUCAGCCUCGGCGCUGCCCACUUGGCUGCGUCUCAGACUGUCAACUGCAAUUCAAUGGGUAUCCCGGAUGGCUACCAGGGCUUUGACAAGUGGCGCGCCACAACCAAGGACUGCUCGGAGGCCACCAACAAACUUGAAGAACACUUCGGUCAGGCAGUCCCAGAGGCUUCCUUUGGUUGCGUUUCUCUGGCCAUCUCGGGCGGGUGCGAAGUUUCCAUGUGCGACUCGUCGGAUGUCCGCCGAAACAUCGACUACACCGCGGCCUGGACGGCGGCAAGGGUCAUUCAUGCGAGACACAAAGCGGACGGAAAGGUGGCUGGAUACAUCUCGCUUGACGACUACAGCGAUGCCGGUGGCUUCAAGGUGUUUGUCAAGGUUGCCGCGACUGACAGCCCCAACCCCACCGGCAAGCGAAAGCGCAGCUUGUUCGGCCGCCCCAGUGCCUUGAACCUGGGUGAGCGGGAAGAGCCCAAGGAGGUGGAGGCUCGAGCCCCGUCUGACGAGACCAGCACGCUCCCUGCAGUGGAAAAGCGCUGGGACUGGAACUGGUUCAGCAAGGACAGCUGGCCCAUUGAUCACACGGGGCUUUACACCAACAUCCGAACUGCGUGGGGCACCGAAGAGAAUAUCGGCGAUGACCAAGUCCUCAAUGCUAUGGAAAACCUUCUCACGGACUGGAACAACGUCCAAGGCAACCCUUCCAGCCUCACACCGCCUGCGUACCAUGCCCCCAACGACAUGAGGAUCCAGUUUGAGUGGGCUGCGCACAACAACCACAACGUGAAUGACAUUGGCUACGAGGAGAGGAUUCAGAUGCUGCACUGGGCAGUUCAGGAACGCCGGAUCCACGCCCCGCGCCAGAACUUCUCCAUGCAGGUCAGACGUGGCAACGUGUCCGUCGGGCAUCUCAUCAUCCGCGUUUUCUGGGUCGGCCAGGACGAGUCGCUGUCUAACGUCUGUAACUAG